Messenger RNA from Suillus clintonianus, 675 nucleotides. RefSeq lists its product as uncharacterized. NCBI's taxonomy places the organism in Eukaryota, Fungi, Basidiomycota, Agaricomycetes, Boletales, Suillaceae. The transcript is spliced from 4 exons. The record is from RefSeq and is a predicted model, not a curated record. The coding region runs from base 1 to 675 and encodes 224 amino acids.
AUGCAACUUGAAAUUUUCCUCAAACCUCUCUCGGCGCGGCUUCAAUCUGCCAGCGUGUUCGCCUCUCUCCAACGCCAGCAAUCCGCUACGGAGAUCCUCUCCCCAACACCAAGAAUCCACUACGGAAAUCCUCCUGCCAACCCCAGAAUCCACUACGGAAAUCCUCCCGCUGAACGCCCAAGAUCCACUACGGAGGUCCUCCCCCCAACACCAAGAAUCUACUACGGAAAUCCUCCCGCCCAAUUCUGGCAACUAUCAGUUCGAGACACUACAAUUAAAGAAUGCCUUCAUCAAAGCUUACGGUCCAGAAAACUUAGUCAAACACCAAGAAUCCACUGGCAGAAACUCCUCCCCACCAACGGCCAGAAUUCCGCUACAGAGAUCCUCCUCCCGUCCCAACGCCAGGAAUUCACUACGGAAACCCUCCCUCCCAGCGCCUGGAAUUCGCUACGGAAAUCCUCCCUCCCACGCCAGGAAUUCACUACGAUCCUCCCUCCCAACGCCAGGAAUUCACUACUAUCCUCCCUCCAACGCCAGGAAUUCACUACGAAAUCCUCCCAAACAGGCCUCCCCCCAACACCCUCCUUCACUCGCCAGGAAUUCACUAGGCAUCUUACCAACGCCAGGAAUUCACUACAGAGAUCCUCCCUCCCAACGCCAGGAAUUCACUACUAG